GAAGAUCAACUCAACUUAUCGCCAAAUAGGUAUUUAACAAUUAAACAAUUAAUGACUUGUUAUUCAAAAUGUCAUUUGUAGGAGUUCUAGACUCCAGCAUAUAUGCUAUAGUAUGGUCUAAAUGUAUAAUGUCAUUAACAGCUAUGUCUGAACAUAUAAAAUUUGUUAUAUCAGAUCAAUCAUUAUCAAUAUCAGCUGUGAAUAGUGCAAAAACUUCAUUUGGUGGGAUUUCAUUUGAUAGAGAAUUCUUUAAUGAAUAUUCUGUUGAUUUCGAUGGAAUAAUGAGGGAUGGUUAUGAAUCAGAUGAAGAAGAUGAAGAUAAUCGAGGGUUUUAUUCAUUUAUUAUCAGUUCCAAACAUUUAGCUACAUUAUUCAGAAAUAUUGAUGCUAAAGAUUUAGAUUAUAUCUGCUUUAAGAUUUACUGGUCUAAGCUGGCUCCUGUUACCAUGCAAUUCAAAUUUCUAAUAGAAAUUAAAAUGAAAACAUUAAUAGUUAAAAAGUAUCAAACGAAUUAUCAACCUGUUUAUAGAACUCCAGUAACAAUUUCUUCAAUUUAUAAGAAAGAAUUACUUGAUAAUAACAUUCAGAUAGAUCUGAAGGAUCGAAUAAAGCAAAUGAUGAUUGCUCAAAUUAUUCCUAAACAAUUUCUUGAUAUGGUUCCUGCUACAACAGAAGAUUUUAAAAUUGAAAUUAAACCAGAUAAAACUCUGUUUACAGCUUAUACUAAGCAAGUAUUAAAAGAUAGAGAUUAUUUACGACAGCCAAUGUCGGUUUCAAUAUCAUUAUCUCCAGAAGAAUUUCCAAACAGUAAUUUAUCUGAAGUUUUUGAAAAUGAGAAUGAUUACCAAUUCUCUAUAAAUUUUAGAUUAAGAGACUUUAGGAAUUUUUUAACAUUAAUAACUUAUGUAAGUACUUCGAUUGAUGCCAACAUAACGACUGAUGAUUAUGUUAAUCUCGAAACAAAUGAUAUUUUUGAAAUAAGUUUUAAAAAUCCUGGUGAUCCUAUAAUAUUUGAAUUACAGAAUAUUCCAAAUAUAUCAAUCAGAUUUAUUCAAAUUACAACAGAAGAGAAUAAUGGCGAUCAACCUAAUGCACAAGCAAAAGUAACUACUACCAAUAACUCCUUAAAAUUGCAUUCACAUGUUCUUCAUAAAUUAAUAAAUAAUAGGGCUGUUAGUAGAUCAGCUAGUGCUCCUUCACUGCAAAGAAACAAUGAUCUUAUGUCGACGACUAACAAAAUCAUUUCACAUACUUCUAAAGAGGUAAGAGGUAAACUAAAUCAUUCCAAAUCAUCAAAAACAAGUUCAGAGGUUUUUACAAAUAAUCAACAAGUGCGAAGCUUCAGUCCAUCAAUUUCAACUGAGUUUGAUGUUGAUGUUAUUACUUACGGUGAUGAAAGUCAAGGAUUAGAACCUAUAGCGAAGAAACAAAAGGUCUGCAUUAAAUCUCUGAAAAGGCCCGAAAAGAGAAUGUUAAUUAAUCCCAAUGCUGAAACAGACUACUCGGACUCUGAAGAUGAGACUGAAAAUCCUGGUCCAGAUAACGUUUCCUUUGGUCCUACCCAACUUCAGCGUCCAAAAUCAAUCUUUGAUCAAUAAAUACUAUUUAUUCCUAUGUAUAUUAAA
Molecule: messenger RNA, 1625 nt
Organism: Scheffersomyces amazonensis
Lineage: Eukaryota; Fungi; Ascomycota; Pichiomycetes; Serinales; Debaryomycetaceae
Gene: DDC1
Product: Ddc1p
Exons: 1
Coding region: 69-1598 (509 amino acids)
Biological process (GO): DNA replication checkpoint signaling; mitotic intra-S DNA damage checkpoint signaling; cellular response to ionizing radiation
Cellular component (GO): condensed nuclear chromosome; checkpoint clamp complex
Source: RefSeq, a predicted model, not a curated record